Molecule: messenger RNA, 1985 nt
Organism: Scatophagus argus
Lineage: Eukaryota; Metazoa; Chordata; Actinopteri; Scatophagidae
Product: 5-aminolevulinate synthase, nonspecific, mitochondrial-like
Exons: 10
Coding region: 17-1828 (603 amino acids)
Biological process (GO): erythrocyte development; hemoglobin biosynthetic process; heme biosynthetic process
Cellular component (GO): mitochondrion; mitochondrial matrix
Molecular function (GO): 5-aminolevulinate synthase activity; pyridoxal phosphate binding
Source: RefSeq, a predicted model, not a curated record
GUCAAAGGUAUCUUCUAUGGAUGCAGUAAUCCGCCAAUGCCCUUUCCUGACUGUUGUGCCCAGUGUUUGCCUGCAGCUAGCUGGAAAGUCAUCACUGGUGAGCUAUGCCCUUAAGUGCCCUGUGAUGAUGGACAUGGCAUGCAGACCUCUGGCCAGAGCUUUUUGCACUUCAGCCUCUUCGUCCAAAGGCACUCCAACAAAUGUCACACCACCUGCUGGUCAGCCUGUAGGCUCCAAAUGCCCUUUCUUGGCUUCGGAAAUGGUACAGAAAAACAACAGGGUAGUGACGGAGGCCAGCAUGGAGCUGCAAGAGGACAUCCAGGAGGUGCACUCUGUGUGCAGAGGUCAGCAGUCCCACAGCCACUCAGAGAAAACGGAUGUGGAUUUACCAGUUGUGGACAAGGCCAACACGGGGGCAGAAAAAAAACUUUUUAAACCAAUACCUUACAAAGUGCCUCACCUUUUGGAGGAUAAUCUGCCUGACUCUGUCACCUUCCCGUAUGACAAGUUUUUUGAAAAGAAGAUCGAGAGCAAGAAAGUAGAUCACACAUACAGGGUUUUUAAGACGGUGAACCGGUGUGCCAUCUCGUUCCCUAUGGCAGACGAUUACUCCGAGUCUUUUCAGGCAAAGAGAGACGUGUCUGUGUGGUGCAGCAACGACUAUCUUGGCAUGAGUCGUCACCCCAAAGUCACCCAGGCUAUCGCAGAGGCUUUAUGCAAGCACGGUGCUGGUGCAGGAGGCACAAGAAACAUCUCGGGGACUAGCAAAUUCCACGUGGAACUUGAACAUGAGCUGGCUGAGCUGCAUGACAAGGAUGCUGCACUGCUGUUCACUUCCUGCUUUGUAGCCAAUGACUCUACUUUAUUUACUCUGGCAAAAAUGCUACCAGGUUGUGAAAUCUAUUCCGAUGCUGGUAACCAUGCCUCGAUGAUUCAGGGCAUAAGAAACAGUGGGGUCAAGAGGUUUAUAUUCCGUCACAAUGACGUCAGCCACCUUCAAGAGCUGCUCCAGAAGUCAGACCCUUCAAUUCCAAAGAUUGUUGCCUUUGAGACGGUGCAUUCAAUGGAUGGAGCUGUGUGCCCACUAGAGGAGAUGUGUGAUAUUGCCCACAAGUUUGGUGCCAUUACCUUUGUGGAUGAAGUUCAUGCUGUGGGCCUGUAUGGACAUAGAGGAGGAGGCAUUGGGGACAGAGACAGAGUCAUGCACAAGAUGGACAUCAUUUCUGGUACCCUCGGCAAGGCAUUUGGCUGCAUGGGCGGCUACAUCGCCAGCACCAGCGCCCUGGUGGACACAGUACGCUCCUACGCUGCAGGAUUCAUCUUCACCACUUCCCUGCCCCCAAUGCUCUUAGCAGGGGCAAAGGAGUCCAUCAAAGUCCUGAAAAGUGAGGAAGGCCAGGUCCUCCGGAGGAAACAUCAGAGGAGUGUCAAGCUGCUCCGGCAGAUGCUUUUGGACUCCGGACUUCCUGUCGUCCACUGCCCCAGCCACAUUAUUCCUGUCCGGGUGGCAGAUGCAGAGAAGAACACCAAGAUCUGUGACAUCAUGAUGUCUUCUUACAACAUCUACAUCCAGGCAAUCAACUACCCUACAGUGGCUAAAGGAGAGGAGCUGCUACGCAUCGCCCCCACACCACACCACACGCCCCAAAUGAUGUUCCACUUUGUUGACAAGCUGGUGAGAACGUGGAAGGAGGUAGGUUUGGAGCUGAGACCGCACUCCUCAGCCGAGUGUGACUUCUGCCAGCAGCCUCUUCACUUCGCGCUGAUGAGCGAGAGGGAGAAGUCCUACUUUACAGGCCUCAGUCACAUGACAUCUGAAGUAGCCUGAUAUUACAUAAAGCAUUAAAUCCCUGCGAGCCCCACCUCCAAGUAUACAAGCUACAGGUACUCAUUGUAUUUAAAUAUAAUGUAUUACUGCAUUUAAAAUGUUCUGUCAGUGUGUGUGCGUGAAGUGUUCAUUUACUCUUGUCUGAUCAUUUUUAAAU